UUUCUUUCCAACCGGAGGGCGAACCUUGCUCCCUAAGCCGUUCCGUGUCGGGGGAGGGUGUGUGUGGCCCUGUCCCCCACCCCUUGGGAACCCGAGAACAAGCCCCUUCCCGGCCGGGGAAGAGGGGGUGGGGUGGCGCCCAGGGUGCAGAAGGCAGCGCGUCCUCCCGAGCCCACUUCGGCGCCAGCCUCGGCUUAGGCUCUGUCCUGCCAUCGGCUUGCCCAGGAGGUGCAAGCUUGCGCACCGGUGCCAUCCACGCCGACCUUUGACGGGGCUCGGGUCCCACCCUGGCUCCCGGUCGGGGUCCGGGUGGACGCCCUCCGGCACGCGCAGGGCAUGCCCGGCCCCAGAGCACGGUCUGGAAGCAGCUUGUGUCUCGGGCGCGGGGUCUGGGGUGGGAGUAACAGGGAGAGAGAGAGAGAGAGACGGAGAGAGAGAGGGAGAGAGAGAUAGACACGCAGGUAGGUUUCGGGCACUCGGGUAGGGGGAGGACUAGGGGCUCUGAAGGAAUCCAGCCCCCGGAGCGGUGUGUGCCUAAGGCCUUGCCGUACCUGUGCCCGCGCCCUGCAAGAGGAAGCACCUCUCUCCCCCGCAUGCAGGGUGCGGAGCGCGCCGCCUGCAAAAGCCUAGCUACACGGGAGAUGGGGUAUAAAAACAUCUGCGGGAGCGCUGGGGUCGGAGCGGUCCCCACCCCUCCCAGCCUCACGUAGCCGUGAGUUGGCAAGUCUACCCGGAAUCCAGGGGGACCCCAUUCCCGAGGAGCUCUAUGAGAUGCUGAGUGACCACUCGAUCCGCUCCUUCGAUGAUCUCCAGCGCCUGCUGCACGGAGACCCCGGAGAGGAAGAUGGGGCCGAGUUGGACCUGAACAUGACCCGCUCCCACUCUGGAGACGAGCUGGAGAGCUUGGCUCGUGGAAGAAGGAGCCUGGGUUCUCUGACCGUUGCUGAGCCGGCCAUGAUCGCUGAGUGCAAGACGCGCACCGAGGUGUUCGAGAUCUCCCGGCGCCUCAUAGACCGCACCAACGCCAACUUCCUGGUGUGGCCGCCCUGCGUGGAGGUGCAGCGCUGCUCCGGCUGCUGCAACAACCGCAAUGUGCAGUGCCGCCCCACCCAGGUGCAGCUGCGACCUGUCCAGGUGAGAAAGAUCGAGAUUGUGCGGAAGAAGCCAAUCUUUAAGAAGGCCACGGUGACGCUGGAGGACCACCUGGCAUGCAAGUGUGAGACAGUGGCGGCUGCACGGCCUGUGACCCGAAGCCCGGGGGGUUCCCAGGAGCAGCGAGCCAAAACGCCCCAAACUCGGGUGACCAUUCGGACGGUGCGAGUCCGCCGGCCCCCUAAGGGCAAGCACCGGAAAUUCAAGCACACGCAUGACAAGACGGCACUGAAGGAGACCCUCGGAGCCUAGGGGCAUCGGCAGGAGAGUGUGGGCAGGGUUAUUUAAUAUGGUAUUUGCUGUAUUGCCCCCAUGGGGUCCUUGGAGUGAUAAUAUUGUUUCCCUCGUCCGUCUGUCUCGAUGCCUGAUUCGGACGGCCAAUGGUGCUUCCCCCACCCCUCCACAUGUCCGUCCACCCUUCCAUCAGCGGGUCUCCUCCCAGCGGCCUCUGGCGUCUUGCCCGGCAGCUCAAGAAGAAAAAGAAGGACUGAACUCCAUCGCCGUCUUCUUCCCGUGACUCCAAGAACUGGGGAUAAGAGUGUGAGAGAGACUGAUGGGGUCGCUGUUUGGGGGAAACAGGCUCCUUCCCCUGCACCUGGCCUGGGCCACACCUGAGCACUGUGGACUGUCCCGAGGAGCCCUGAGGACCUCUCAGCAUAGCCUGCCUGGUCCCUGAACCCCUGGCCAGCUCUGAGGGGAGGCACCUCCAGGCAGCCCAGGCUACCUCGGACUCCGUGGCUAAGACCACAGACGGGCACACAGACUGGAGAAAACCCCUCCCACGGUGCCCAAACACCAGUCACCUCGUCUCCCUGGUGCCUCUGUGCACAGUGGCUUCUUUUUGUUUUCGUUUUGAAGACGUGGACUCCUCUUGGUGUGGCCAGCACACCAAGUGGCUGGGUGCCCUCUCAGGUGGGUUAGAGAUGGGAGUUGGCUGUUGAGGUGGCUGUAGAUGGUGACCUGGGCAUCCCCUGCCUCCUGCCACCCCUUCCUCCCCACACUCCACUCUGAUUCACCUCUUCCUCUGGUUCCUUUCAUCUCUCUACCUCCACCCUGCAUUUUCCUCUUGUCCUGGCCCUUCAGUCUGCUCCACCAAGGGGCUCUUGAACCCCUUCUUAAGGCCCCAGAUGAUCCCAGUCACUCCUCUCUAGGGCAGAAGACUAGAGGCCCGGGCAGCAAGGGACCUGCUCAUCAUAUUCCAACCCAGCCACGACUGCCAUGUAAGGUUGUGCAGGGUGUGUACUGCACAAGGACAUUGUAUGCAGGGAGCACCAUUCACAUCAUAGAUAAAGCUGAUUUGUAUAUUUAUUAUGACAAUUUCUGGCAGAUGUAGGUAAAGAGGAAAAGGAUGCUUUUCCUAAUUCACACAAAGACUCCUUGUGGACUGGCUGUGCCCCUGAUGCAGCCUGUGGCUUGGAGUGGCCAAAUAGGAGGGAGACUGUGGUAGGGGCAGGGAGGCAACACUGCUGUCCACAUGACUUCCAUUUCCCAAAGUCCUCUGCUCCAGCAACUGCCCUUCCAGGUGGGUGUGGGACACCUGGGAGAAGGUCUCCAAGGGAGGGUGCAGCCCUCUUGCCCGCACCCCUCCCUGCUUGCACACUUCCCCAUCUUCGAUCCUUCUGAGCGCCACCUCUGGUGGCUCCUCCUAGGAAACCAGCUCGUGGGCUGGGAAUGGGGGAGAAAAAGAGAAAGAUCCCCAAGAUCCCCCAGGGGUGGGGUCUGAGCUCCCACCUCCCUUCCCACCUACUGCACUUUCCCCCUUCCCACCUUCCAAAACCUGCUUCCUUCAGUUUGUAAAGUCGGUGAUUAUAUUUUUGGGGGCUUUCCUUUUAUUUUUUAAAUGUAAAAUUUAUUUAUAUUCCGUAUUUAAAGUUGUAAAAAAAAAAAUAACCACAAAACAAAACCAAA
Molecule: messenger RNA, 3060 nt
Organism: Pongo pygmaeus (Bornean orangutan)
Lineage: Eukaryota; Metazoa; Chordata; Mammalia; Primates; Hominidae
Gene: PDGFB
Product: platelet derived growth factor subunit B
Exons: 7
Coding region: 772-1404 (210 amino acids)
Biological process (GO): positive regulation of cell population proliferation; platelet-derived growth factor receptor signaling pathway; positive regulation of protein autophosphorylation
Cellular component (GO): membrane
Molecular function (GO): growth factor activity; platelet-derived growth factor receptor binding
Source: RefSeq, a predicted model, not a curated record